CAGUUAUGUAAUUGUUGAUACUAUUUUUAUUUACAUCCUAGUGUACUCGCACUUUUUUAUAAUUUCGUUUUAUCCUUUUGUAAGUGCUAUUUGGGAAUCUACCUUCCAUUAUGUCCUUAAUUCGACAAACGUUAAAACACUUCGCUCGUAUUAACGGUAUAUUGGCUAAGCGAUUGCUGUCUCUAGAUAAUGCAAACGUUCAAAAUCGAUAUAAUAAUUCUACUUCAACGGAUGAUCCGUCACAAUUUCCUGGUGCAAAAGCACCCUUCGUUUCGAAUUUAAAAUUGAUUGAGCAUACUGACUAUGACGCUAUUCCUAUUUACCGGGUCAUGGACAGUGACGGAUACAUUUCCGACGAUUCGCAGGAUCCCCAGUUAAGUAAGGAAGUUGUACAAAAAAUGUUCAAUGAUAUGGUCCAACUUAACACUAUGGAUAAAAUUCUAUACGAGUCUCAACGCCAGGGCCGUAUAUCGUUCUACAUGACGAAUUUUGGCGAAGAAGCAUCGCAUAUUGGAAGUGCAGCUGCUUUAGAAAUGCGUGAUUUGAUAUAUGGCCAAUACAGGGAAGCUGGAGUAUUAGUUUGGCGUGGUUUUCGCAUCGAUCAAUUCAUUGAUCAAUGCUAUGGUAACUGUGAUGAUGACGGCCGUGGCAAACAGAUGCCAGUACAUUAUGGAAGCAAGGAAUUAAAUUUUGUGACCAUCUCUAGCCCAUUGUCAACUCAAAUGCCACAAGCUGUUGGUGCUGCAUAUGCUAUGAAGUUACGUCCCAAUAAUGAUGCUUGUGUAGUAUGUUAUUUCGGAGAAGGUGCAGCAUCUGAAGGUGAUGCGCAUGCCGCUUUUAACUUUGCAGCAACGCUACAAUGUCCAGUUAUUAUGUUCUGCCGAAACAAUGGAUUUGCAAUAUCUACUCCUUCGCACGAACAAUACAAAGGAGAUGGAAUCGCAGCUCGUGCUCAUGGUUAUGGCAUGGCAACCAUUCGCGUCGACGGCACAGACGUCUUCGCUGUUUACAACGCUAUGAAAUUGGCUCGUAAAUAUGUACUUCGUGAAAACAAACCAGUUGUUUUUGAGGCCAUGGCAUACCGAGUUGGCCACCAUUCGACAUCAGACGAUAGCACCGCUUAUAGAUCUGCUGAUGAAAUCGAAGUAUGGAAUUCAAAAGAACAUCCUUUAUCCAAACUAAAGAGCUACAUGGUUCGCAAAGGAUGGUUUAAUGAAAAUGAUGAAAAAGAGUUUGUAAAAGACGUACGGAAAAAAGUUUUGAAACAAAUUAAUGUAUCAGAAAAAAAACUUAAACCUAACUGGAAAGAAAUGUUCGAAGGCGUUUACUCUGAAAUACCUGCGCAUUUGAAGGAACAAAUGAAGGAGUUGGAGUCUCACAUCAAUACACAUAGGAACCACUAUCCUGUAAAAAACUUUCAAGAGUAAGAUUUCACUAUGAUACAAACUUUCUUCGCUUUAAAACGCUGUAAAAUAGUUUUAAAAUUCGUAAACUCAAAUCUUUGUCUUAACUUGUGAUAAUCAAAGUGCAUUUAUUAGUUUUAAGAAAUAAUAUUGAGUAAUAAUAUAUUGUAUCAUGUUUGCAUGAUAUUAUUAGUUUUAAGAAAUUAAUCCGAAAACUUCCCUAUAUGUCAACAAAAACACAUUGCCACUGAAAUUAUUGAGUAAUAAUAUAUUGUAUCAUGUUUGUAAAAGUUUUAAAAUAAAUCUUGGUUUAUCUGUUAUAAAAUAUAA
Bactrocera dorsalis (oriental fruit fly) is the source of this 1733-nucleotide messenger RNA. RefSeq names its product 2-oxoisovalerate dehydrogenase subunit alpha, mitochondrial (gene BckdhA). Gene Ontology annotation, biological process: branched-chain amino acid catabolic process. The coding region runs from base 111 to 1427 and encodes 438 amino acids. The record is from RefSeq and is a predicted model, not a curated record. Lineage: Eukaryota; Metazoa; Arthropoda; Insecta; Diptera; Tephritidae. Gene Ontology annotation, molecular function: oxidoreductase activity, acting on the aldehyde or oxo group of donors, disulfide as acceptor. The transcript is spliced from 5 exons.